This is a messenger RNA of Acanthaster planci (crown-of-thorns starfish), 3689 nucleotides long. Its product is annotated as putative pre-mRNA-splicing factor ATP-dependent RNA helicase PRP1. The record is from RefSeq and is a predicted model, not a curated record. Gene Ontology annotation, molecular function: RNA helicase activity; ATP hydrolysis activity; ATP binding. Gene Ontology annotation, cellular component: spliceosomal complex; intracellular anatomical structure. Lineage: Eukaryota; Metazoa; Echinodermata; Asteroidea; Valvatida; Acanthasteridae.
UUUUCUUACCUUCGAGUCUUCGCGGCGGUCUGGCGGUCCCACGAGUUAGAUUUACCCCUAAAUAAUACCUUUUUUGUGAUUGUAACCCAAGACAAUAGUGCUUCAAAUAUGUCGAAAAGACGAUUGGACAUCAACGAUUCGUAUUCAUCGAAGAAAAGGACAGACUCGGAGUACAGAGACAGGGACAGGGAAAGAGAUCGUGACAAGGAUCGGGAUCGCGAUGAUCGCGGCAGGUCUUCGUCAUCCGGCUCUGGGGCGAUCACAUCCGCACCGAUCGCUGUCAACCAGUUCUCCGCAGCUAGACAAAACAAUCUAGGCAUCAACCCUUACAACAUGACACCUUACUCCAUGCGCUACCACCAGAUCCUGGCCAAGCGGCGCACGCUGCCCGUUUGGGAAUACAAGGCCAAGUUCAUGGAGAUGCUGGAUAGGUAUAAAGUCAUGGUACUCGUUGGAGAGACUGGGUCCGGCAAGACCACACAGAUCCCCCAGUGGUGUGUGGAGUAUGUCCGCUCCAAGUUUGCCAUGUCCAGCAAGAAGGCAGUGGCCUGCACGCAGCCCCGGAGAGUGGCCGCCAUGAGCGUGGCACAGCGAGUGUCAGACGAGAUGGACCUUGUGCUGGGCCAGGAGGUCGGCUACAGUAUACGAUUUGAAGACUGCACCAGCUCCAAGACGAUACUCAAAUACAUGACCGAUGGUAUGUUGCUACGCGAGGCAAUGACAGAUCCUCUCCUGGAGCGCUAUGGGGUCAUACUGCUUGACGAGGCCCACGAGCGCACCCUGGCCACAGACAUCCUGAUGGGUCUCCUUAAGGAGGUGGAGAAGCAGCGCUCAGACCUCAAGGUGGUGGUCAUGAGUGCCACGCUAGACGCUGGCAAGUUUCAGGACUAUUUCGACCAUGCCCCUCUAAUGACGGUCCCCGGCCGCACCCACCCGGUGGAGAUCUUCUACACCCCAGAGCCCGAGAGGGAUUACCUCGAGGCAGCCAUCCGCACCGUGGUCCAGAUCCACAUGGGAGAAGAGAUAGAGGGGGACAUCUUGCUCUUCUUGACUGGCCAGGAGGAAAUUGAGGAAGCCUGUAAACGAAUAAAGCGAGAGGUUGACAGCCUAGGCAACGAGGUGGGCGAUGUCAAGACCAUUCCUCUGUAUUCCACCCUCCCCCCAGCGCUGCAGCAGCGAAUCUUCGACCCAGCCCCACCCAACAAGGCCAACGGCGCCAUCGGGCGCAAGGUGGUGGUGUCGACCAACAUCGCCGAGACCUCCCUCACAAUAGACGGCGUGGUGUUUGUGAUCGAUCCUGGCUUUGCCAAACAGAAGGUGUACAAUCCUCGAAUCAGGGUAGAGUCCCUGCUGGUCUCCCCAAUCAGCAAGGCCAGCGCCCAGCAGCGGGCAGGCCGCGCCGGCCGCACCAAGCCAGGCAAGUGCUUCCGCCUGUACACGGAGAAGGCCUACAAGCUGGAGAUGCAGGACAACACAUACCCAGAGAUCUUGCGCUCCAACCUGGGCACGGUGGUGCUGCAGCUGAAGAAGCUGGGCAUUGACGACCUGGUCCACUUUGAUUUCAUGGACCCGCCAGCACCUGAAACCCUGAUGAGAGCCCUGGAGCUUCUGAACUACCUCGGAGCCCUGGACGACAAUGGGGACCUGACGGAGCUGGGUUCCAUGAUGGCCGAGUUCCCCCUGGACCCCCAGCUGGGCAAGAUGGUCAUCGCCAGUGCCGACAACAACUGCUCCAACGAGAUCCUAUCCAUCACGGCCAUGCUGUCAGUUCCACAGUGUUUUCUGCGACCCAACGAGGCCAAGAAGGCCGCUGACGAGGCCAAGAUGAGAUUUGCGCACAUCGACGGCGAUCACCUGACCAUGCUCAAUGUCUACCAUGCCUUCAAACAGAACAAUGAGGACGUGCAGUGGUGCUACGACAACUUCAUCCAGAGCAGGUCCCUGAAGUCGGCCGACAACGUACGGCAGCAGCUUGCCCGCAUCAUGGAUCGGUUUGCCCUCAAGCGCACCAGCACCGACUUCAACAGCAAGGACUAUUAUAUUAACAUCCGCAAGGCUCUCGUUUCGGGGUUCUUCAUGCAGGUGGCCCACUUGGAACGGACCGGUCACUACCUGACGGUCAAAGACAAUCAGAUCGUCCAGCUCCACCCCUCCACAUGUCUGGACCACAAGCCAGAGUGGGUGCUGUACAACGAAUUUGUACUGACCACCAAGAACUACAUCCGCACUGUAACCGACAUCAAGGCUGACUGGUUGGUCCGCAUCGCCGGCCAGUAUUACGACAUGGCCAACUUCCCGCAAUGUGAAGCCAAGCGCGUGCUGGAACGCAUCAUUGCCAAGCUUCAAACGCAACAGUAAACUUUGUAGUGUGGUACAGCCUCUGGUCGGCGUACUGCGCUGUGUGGUGUACUAAAUGUCCCCUUUGUGAAAAGUGAGUCGGGCUGUUGCAAAUUUGACAUCUCGGAGUUGAAAACUCUCUCGGGAAGAGCGUGGUAAAAACAAGCUCACUCGUGUUACACCUCGAGUCCCUCAGGGGUGUUCAGUUCUUAACAAAUGAUAGCCUGAAACGUUGGCUUCCUUUCCACUGGAAAAGAUUGAAGCAUUGUCGUAGGACAGAAUAAUCUCUGAAUACCAAGGUUACAUAUUUUACAGCUUUGUCUUUGGCAACUGUCCAUUUCGCACAACAAACGUGACUGGAUGCAAAAAAUUCACUCAAAAGAUUUCUCAUGUUUAGAAAGAGGACAAAACGUGUCUCUCUCUCUCUCUUGCCUGUGUGGGCUGAGAAGCAGAUUCGUGCAGAAUGUCGUUCAUGCACAAGGUUGAACCCUGCAAGACAGGCACUCCUUGAUCAUUUAAUUAAUAAACAGAAACGGACUUUAAUCUGUCAUAAAAGAAGGUUGAUGUGGUAAUUACGUUUGUCAUAAAGACACAGACCAAAAUGAAAGCCUUCUCCCUGCACCAGCCAUUGUUCUUGAAUGUCCAGGUACAUCGUCGUCUUUGGGUUUUUUGUUUUGUUUUGAGAAUGGGUGUUGUACCAUGUUAAUUUAUCAAGUAAAACUAUACAUAGGGAAAUAAACUGCAUUGAUGGCAGCCCAUAGGAAAAUGGUGUCCCCCCCCAUUUAAAAGUCUCUGUAAAUACAAUUACAGGUUGUCAGGUGCUGGAGUCGAAGGUAACACAGGUUUAAGAAUGAUGCCAGUCAUGACUUUUCGUUUUGAACUGACAGCUUUUGCAGCAUCUGUUGCAAAUAUUAUCCAGUAUUUAAUUUAGAUUUAUUCAAAUAAAUGUCACUGUUAGGUGUGUCUCAAAGAUACUUGGAAGUGUUGCUUCCUUUAAGGUGCCGUGCUUGUUGAGCUUCGCAACUCAGGGCCUAUUUGAAAAACACUACGUAAAUUUGUUUCCGACAACAAACUGAUAGAGCCUCUUCCCUGUUUGUAUUUUCUGAUACGUGGCACGCUUUGUGACAACCAAUUUUCCAGUAGGCCACAGUGUUUCCUCACAACAAGCCACCGUGACAUGCAAACCUUAGGAUAAGAACUGUCGUAAGAACUUGUUUCUCUCCAGAAGUGAAACUCGAGUACAUGUAGUUAUCCAUUUUCUGUAGUGUACAUAAUUUAAAGAUCUGCUCCUUUUUGUGAAAUGUUGUCUUGGUGUAAUAAACCGGAUACACACGUAGUUUGGCAGAGAAGGA